AUUUGCAGACGGAACCGGAACAACGGUGAAGCACAACUUCCACACAUGUGUAUGGGAGAAAAUCGGCAUACGGCUUGUAAUUUUGCGGCGUUUUAAUUUAACGCUUAUGUUAGUUACAUUAUUAUUAUUACCAUCAUUAGUAAAUAACAAAGGCCCAUCUCAGCAGCGUCGACAACAUGGCGGAGGUCGUUCAGUACCGGAUUGAGGAGAGAAUCCCUGAGCUGGAACAGCUGGAAAGAGUAGGACUGUUCACCAGGAAAGAAGUCAAAUCUAUAAUUAAGAAAGCAACAGCUCUGGAAUACAAGCUUCACAGGUUGAUUGUCAAAAAAGAGGACUUUAUCGCAUACAUUCAGUAUGAAAUCAACGUGUUAGAGUUGAUCAAGAAGAGAAGAAUACACAUAAACUACCAUUUCAAGAGAGAAGAGAUUGAAUACCCCAUCAUCCACAGAAUAAAUAGUAUCUUCAAACGAGCAACCAAGAAGUGGAAGGACGAUGUGCAGCUUUGGCUCUCACAUGUUGCCUUCUGUAAGAAAUGGGGCACCAAAGGUCAGAUCAGUAAGGUGUUCUCAGCCAUGCUUGCUAUCCACCCUGACAAACCAGCUCUCUGGAUAAUGGCUGCCAAGAGUGAGCUUGAGGAUAGGAAUUCCUCUGAAAAUGCCAGACACCUGUUUCUCAGAGCUCUAAGGUUCCACCCAAAGGACAAGAAAGUCUACCAGGAGUACUUCCGUAUGGAGCUGCUGCAUUGCGAAAAACUGAAGAAGCAGAAGAAGGAGCUGGAGGAUGCUGAGAUGGACCUGGGUGAAUAUGAGUUCUCUCCUGAGAUCCUGGCAGGUAAACUGGCUGAGCUUGUUUACAAAGAUGCCACUGGAAAAAUCAAAGAAGCAGAGUUUGUCAUUUCACUUUUGAACAUAGCAGCUAUCUUUGACUUCACCAAAGAACUGCAGGAGUCCAUCUUGCAAGACUUAAACAGCAAUUACACAGAUGAGAGCUUGACAUGGGAUUUCAUGGCCAAAAGGCAGCUGGAAGGUCCGGGUGCUGGAGAGGAGCUGCAUUCGGCAAAAGGCCGGGCCUCAGACAUUAGCCGAAGAGAAGAGCGUUGCUGCCAGGUCUACGAGGAGGGCGUCAAGAGCCUCAGCACUGAGCCAAUGUGGACCUGCUAUGUGGCUUUCUGCUUGGAAAGACUGAAAAGAAGGACCAACGUCCAGGAACUGACGGAAAAAAGGCAGGAGAGGUUGCUCAGAGUGCUGCAACGCGCUCAUGACUGCUCACUGCUGAAGGAGAACUAUUAUAAAAACUGGAUCCUGCUCUCAGCCGGAGAUGCUGAGGGAGCGGCCAGCGUUGCCAUGGCAGCCACACAGCGCUACAGCCAAUCAGUGUCCAUGUGGAGCCUGAGUCUGCAGACGCUAAUGCAGCUGGGGAGUGGAGAUGUGGGCAGGUUAUUCAAGGACGCCCUCACACAUGUAAAUCCCAAGGAGAGUCUUCCCCUCUGGCAGCUGCAGGUCCAGUGGAGCAUCACCAACCAGACCCCUGAGGAAACUGAAGCUGUCUUCAAGAGAGGUCUGCUGUCUGCAGUAGCGGCUGUUGCCAUGGAGAUGAAAGAGCGCUACCUUGAUUGGUCCUACUCCAUCGGAGGCUACAAGAAAGCCCGGAAGACCUUUACAAGCUUGGAGGAAGACCGCCCCCUGUCCAAGGCCUUCUUCACCCGAAUGAUUGAGAUCGAGAAGGAGCGCGAGACUCCAAAGAUGAACUCUCUGAGAGACUACUAUGAGAGGGCCUUGCAGGAGUUUGGUACUUCAGAUGACGAUCUGUGGCUGCAGUACAUCCAGGAAGAGCUGGGGCCCCUCGGACGGCCAGAAAACUGCGGCAAGAUCCACUGGAGAGCCAUGAAGUUCCUGGAGGGGGAGAGCGUGGAGAGGUUCAUCUCUAAAUAUACGCUGCUUCAGACUGGACACUUGUAAGCGUUCGCACGGGGCCCGAUAGCGUGGAUCAAAGCCUGCAGGGUCAGCAACCAGUGUUUAACAGCUGUUGAGAGCGUUUGUCGUUUGAAGGAACGGCGGAGUUUCCAGCAGGUGUUCGUUCCUGCUUCUGCCUUUCGCUGGAAGCGUUUCUUACCCGCGCCGUUGAUUCCUUCACGGUGGUUCCACCAGUGUUUAGACAACUGCUUCUGAGUCGUUUUACAACUUUGUAUUUGAUACCUGACCGAUUGGAAAUGUGUUGUAUUGACCAGUUUAGGUGAGGCCCGUCUUUAUUUUCAUGAAUGAGAAUAAAACAGUCUUUCAUUACUUUC
This is a messenger RNA of Betta splendens (Siamese fighting fish), 2287 nucleotides long. RefSeq names its product UTP6 small subunit processome component (gene utp6). Gene Ontology annotation, cellular component: small-subunit processome; Pwp2p-containing subcomplex of 90S preribosome. The transcript has 19 exons. The record is from RefSeq and is a predicted model, not a curated record. The coding region runs from base 177 to 1958 and encodes 593 amino acids. Lineage: Eukaryota; Metazoa; Chordata; Actinopteri; Anabantiformes; Osphronemidae. Gene Ontology annotation, biological process: maturation of SSU-rRNA from tricistronic rRNA transcript (SSU-rRNA, 5.8S rRNA, LSU-rRNA). Gene Ontology annotation, molecular function: protein binding; snoRNA binding.